UCAGAGGACAAAAUGCUAGACCAGCGAUUGGCUGAUUCGCAUUGCGCUCAACAAUCUUCUGCUCGCGUAGUCAGCCCCUCUAUUCACAUGUAAAUGGGGUGAGGCGUUAUAAAUACCUACUACUGGCACUAUCGUUGCGCUUGAGGCUGCAUAACAAAUCAAGUGCCCGUCUGCACAAGUACAGUUUGGCUUUGUUUGCAACAGGGACCGGAGGCCAUCUGUCCCAUUCACGGUGUGUAACGGUCGUGUGGAUUUAUCAACCCUCCGUUUUUGGCAGUGUCUGGGUUAAACUUCUCCAACAUGGCCCCCACUCCCAAUAAUAAAAACGGACUGAGAAGAGACGAGGGUGAAUACUAUGGCAUUAAAGUGGACAGAAAGACCAGAAAACCGUUGGUUGAGAAAAAGAGACGGGCUCGCAUCAAUGAAAGUUUGCAAGAACUCCGAGUUCUGCUCGCAGACACAGAUUUACAAUUAAAGAUGGAGAACGCCGAAGUGCUGGAGAUGACUGUGAAACGAGUGGAGAGUAUCAUUCAAAGCCGAGCACAAGAGGUGGACACUGUGAACCGGGAGGCAAGCGAAAGGUUUGCUGCGGGCUACAUCCAGUGCAUGCAUGAAGUGCACACCUUCGUGUCCAACUGCCCUGGAAUUGACGUGACCAUUGCGGCAGAGCUCUUGAACCACCUCCUCGAAUGUAUGCCCCUAAACGACGAGGACAAAUUCCAGGUGAUGAUCCAAGAUAUCAUGACAGACUGCUCCACUAACAGUAACAGCACUUGGCCCAGUUCUGAGGGCAUAUACGCAGCACUGGUCUCCCCUGGGGGAAAGAGCAUCUCCAGCGGCAGCUCCUCAGCCCUCUCCCCGGUGCCCUCCACCACCUCCAGCGAUGACCUGUGCUCGGAUCUGGAGGAGACUGACUCUGAGCAGAACCACAUCUCUGUGGACGCUGAGAAGCAGGAUGUUCUGAACAUGCCCACAGCGGCUUAUUCCGAGUCCAUGUGGAGACCCUGGUAGAGCCCCAAAUGAGGUCUACAACUGUCCUGUACUAGAGGAAUAGCCUGCAAUAGUUCUUGUAUAUUGGGUUUUAUUCUGUAAUGCUGAAGAUCAAAUUCCUUGGAAUGUUGUUAGGCUGUUGGAUGAGAGAUUUUGUAGGACUAGCAUGUGAAGUGGGACUCUAUAACUUCACUUGGCAAUGCAAAGUGUUGCAAAUAGGCUAGAGGUGGCAUCAUUUUAAAAAGCUCUUUUUUCUAUUUGAACCAUUCUAAUAAUGCGUUUGAACAACUAAUAAGUAUUCAAGCUAUUUAAUGAAUUAAUUGUAUGUAAUAGUUCAACUUUGAAUAAUUCCACAUUGUUAUAGAUCUGAGAUGUCUUUUUGCCAGAUAUAGGUGGUUUAAUUACCUUCAGUGAAGGGAGGGUACAGUAGGCCUGAAUGCAGAUGUAAAUAUGUAAUUGUUAAUAGUAUGGCUGUAUAGAAAAUAACCUGUCCCAUUAAACCACACAUAGUAAUGUGUAAAUUAUUUUAUAUGUUUAGGUUGAGGAAAAUAAAUGUUGUAACAUUAGUCUGUAACAUUGUAAUAACACCGUUUUUUAAGUGUUUGUGCCUGAUUAUGUCAUGUCCAUAUCUCAUUUCAGACAUAAAUUGUCAAACACUGACUUAGUUAAUUUUAUUAAAAGCAUUUUCUCUUCA
Molecule: messenger RNA, 1684 nt
Organism: Oncorhynchus tshawytscha (Chinook salmon)
Lineage: Eukaryota; Metazoa; Chordata; Actinopteri; Salmoniformes; Salmonidae
Product: transcription cofactor HES-6
Exons: 4
Coding region: 301-1011 (236 amino acids)
Biological process (GO): regulation of transcription by RNA polymerase II; regulation of neurogenesis; anterior/posterior pattern specification
Cellular component (GO): nucleus
Molecular function (GO): RNA polymerase II cis-regulatory region sequence-specific DNA binding; protein dimerization activity; DNA-binding transcription factor activity, RNA polymerase II-specific
Source: RefSeq, a predicted model, not a curated record